Colias croceus (clouded yellow) is the source of this 1675-nucleotide messenger RNA. RefSeq names its product zinc finger Y-chromosomal protein 1-like. Gene Ontology annotation, biological process: regulation of transcription by RNA polymerase II. Bases 24 to 1532 code for a protein of 502 amino acids. The transcript has 6 exons. Gene Ontology annotation, molecular function: RNA polymerase II transcription regulatory region sequence-specific DNA binding; DNA-binding transcription factor activity, RNA polymerase II-specific. The record is from RefSeq and is a predicted model, not a curated record. NCBI's taxonomy places the organism in Eukaryota, Metazoa, Arthropoda, Insecta, Lepidoptera, Pieridae.
UAUAUGAAAUCGAAGAACAAAAAAUGGUGGAACAGUGCUGCGUCGAUGGUUGCCUCACUGCCAAAGAGGAUAUUACGUAUUUCAAGUUACCGAUAAGCAGGACCUUACGCAAGAAAUGGUUAGACGCGAUCAACAGUUCUUUCAAACUAACAGACGACGCCGUGGUAUGCAGUAGGCAUUUUCUGGAGGACAAUUAUAUGAUAGUGCGCGGCAAGAGACGGCUGAAACCGAAGGUCGUGCCUUGUGUUUUUGAUAACAAAAUAGACGAUAGCCAAGAAAAAGAAAAAGAAUUCACAGACAAAGAAACAAGUAAAAGCAUAGACAAUAAAGACGAACCUAGUAUAGACAACACAGAAGAAACCAGUAAUGUAAACCCAAAUGAAGUCUUAGACAAGGUUACCAAAAACUCUGAUGCCAUAGACAAUGAAGAUAAUAGAGUUAUAGAUGAAGACAAAAAAAUUGAAGAUGACGACGAAGAAAGUAGUGAACCGCCAAAAAGUCCCCAAAAUUGUGUGAAGAGGCCGCAACAAGUAGAAUUCUCACCAAACAAAGACAUAGAAGACAUAAUAACGAACUAUCAGAUAAAACAAACGAUACCGCUCUCGCAGAUAAACGGAGAGACGAACAUACAAACAGAGUUGAGAGACGCGAUAGAUGUAGAGAGAGAUAGCACUACUUAUGUGGAGGUGGCCGCGGGGAAGGGAAAUGAAAAAGACGAAGACUGCUUGAUGCUGCUGGAAGACGUCCAGGUGGAAGUGGACCCUAGUCUCUUUGAACAUGAGGACCUGGAUCUGAACAUCGAGCAGGUAGACCUGGAUCUGGACUCCAGCUCUGACGUCAUAGAUCUGGGAGAGAAAAAAGAACUGCCAAUCAGCCUACUGUCAUCCAGCGAUGAAGAUGACGUCAUAAUCCAAGAGCCAAAAAUAGAUACAAUUGAAGUUUCAGACGCAACAGACGAAGACGACAUUCCACUGCUAAAACUGGCGAAAAAACACAAAAAAUCCAAGAAAAAGUCCAAAAAGAACCAAAAAAGCAAAGCACUCAGCAAAAUAAUGAGCUUCUGCAAGUACGAGUGCUACCAUUGCAAAUUCACCACAAACGAUAGAGCCGAUUACGAGUACCACAUAACCUCACAUUCGAACGUCUUGCACUGCUGUGAAAACUGCAGUUACACAACAUCUAGUAAACUUCUCCUUUCCAGACAUAAAGACAAACAUGCGAAAGAAAAGAAAAACAAAGAGAAAAAGUACAAAUGUCCACUUUGUAACUAUAGGGCAAAACAUAACAUGAGUUUAGUGUAUCACAUGAGUACGCAUGAGGCGAAAAGUGCUUUUGAGUGCGAAAAAUGUGGCUUUUUCACGAACGCAAAAGAAACAGUUUUGGAACAUUUGAAGAUUUGCGGGAACACGUUUAAAUGUAACCAUUGUUUAUUUAGUACCAAAUGGAAAGGGGCUCUAAAAAGGCAUUUGGUAAGUGCUCAUCAGGAUGAUAAAGUCGAGGAUGGGGAUUACGUCCCGCCGGGAUGGAGUUAGGAAAGAGAAAAGAUUCGGAGACGGAAGAUCAGAAAACGAUUGCAUGGGAAACAUAAAAGAUUAGAACGUAAGGAAAAGAUUGUGAAAGAAGGAAAAGGAUUGCAAGGGACAGAUAAAAUAUUAGAACGUAAAGAAAAGAUUGU